AUGUUCGCAUCUGAGUCGGUGGCUGGGGUCGUCGGAUCCAAAAUUGUCUUUGAAGUUCCGGUUGAUGACAUGUUCGGCCAACCGCAACCAUUGUCCACCAUGUAUCAUCCCUUUACGGACGGUCGAACGUCAUCAGAGCAGCGACCGCUUAGCAUGCCAGAUGUUGAGAUGUACGUUGGUCCAGUCAUUCGUAGGAGCAACGCAAAGAAAAGGAAACGUGUUUCGCAAUCGAGCUCUCGGUCACCUCCCUACCCGGUCCAUGAUCAAGAGAAGAGUACAACCUCUACACAUCUCGGCGGUUCCAUCCGUCAACCCACAGCGGAAGACUUCAUCAAGCUGGAAUAUCCUUUGCAGGCACCUCCAAACGAUGAAAAUGAUCCAGCCCGAGAUCUGCCUGUCAUUGAAGCCGAUUCGUCCCUACACGACUGUCUACUAAACGAGACUGACACUCAUCGUUUCGAAAUCUCGUCUGAAAGUUUAAUUUCAACGUCCAUUCGUCGAAAUAGUACAGAUUCGGUCGCUAAUCCCGGUCGCGUUUUUGAGCAAGAACCAUCUCACAAGCGCUCUAAGUCUGUACUCGACACACCUUCGUCUCUCAAACUCGAAACAACGAUCUUCGAGCCUGAAGUUACGCCCGCCCGUAUCUCAACUAUAGGCAGCGACAUGUUCUCUCCCUCUUUGGGGGGUCUAAAAAAGAUCGCAGGUGCCCCCAAGAAAGAGAAGACACUAGAGCGCGUCAAGCGGCUCUGGAGAGAGAUGAUGAACGGUCUUCCGUUCCGGCGUCAUUGA
Cucurbitaria berberidis CBS 394.84 is the source of this 789-nucleotide messenger RNA. RefSeq lists its product as uncharacterized. The record is from RefSeq and is a predicted model, not a curated record. Bases 1 to 789 code for a protein of 262 amino acids. NCBI's taxonomy places the organism in Eukaryota, Fungi, Ascomycota, Dothideomycetes, Pleosporales, Cucurbitariaceae. The transcript has a single exon.